CCUUGAAAAUCAUCGUUGCUCACGUCGAGCGCACUACGCACCCUGCGCAGUUUUAUAUCGUCGUCGAGCACCUCAACUUCAUUGCCCGGGAAAGAAAAACAACGCCCGCAAAAACCCAUUACAACGUGUCCGUACGCAAUCCCGCCCCUAUAAAAUACCCUUCCAUUCAUCUGAGAUCUGAUUUUUCCCCUCUCAUAUGCAAGAAAUGGCGAGGACAAGCUCUGGCCUCGCAUAUCCAGAGAGAUUCUACGCCGCGGCUUCCUACGCUGGAUUCGGCGGAUCUCCGAACUCUUCCAAGGGCGCGAUCUCGAAAUUCCAGAACGAUGUGGCGCUCCUGCUCUAUGGAUUGUAUCAGCAAGCAACAGUAGGACCUUGCACUAUUCCGAAACCCCGGGCAUGGAAUCCUGUUGAGCACAGCAAAUGGACAAGUUGGCAUGGACUUGGAAACAUGGCUUCAACAGAAGCAAUGCGCCUCUUUGUGAAAAUCUUGGAGGAAGAAGAUCCAGCUUGGUAUUCAAGGGUAUCAGAGUUUGUUGUCGAGCCUGUUGUUGAUGUAGAAAUGAAUAAUCCAAAUAUGGAGUCGGUCACUCCAAAUGGGGACUCUUUUCCAGAGCCCAAGAUUAUCUCCACUGAAAAUGGGAGCCUAAUAGAGACCGAGGAUAAAGAUGUUGUCUUGGAGGGCCUGGGUUCGGUUGGUAUCUAUGACCAGUGGGUUGCACCUUCAGUAUCUGGCCAACACCCCAAGACCCGGUAUGAGCAUGGAGCAGCACUCAUUCAAGAAAAAAUGUAUGUCUUCGGCGGAAACCACAAUGGGCGUUACCUUAAUGAUCUUCAGGUUCUCGAUUUGAAAAGCUUGACAUGGUCAAAGUUAGAUAUGAAGGCAGCAACAGAGUCUCUGGAAUCGUCAUCCCCAGUGACAUUGGCUCCCUGUGCUGGUCAUUCAUUGAUAUCAUGGGGAAAUAAGCUUCUUUCUAUUGCUGGACAUACAAAAGAUCCUUCUGAGACUGUUACAGUGAAGGAAUUUGAUCUCCAAACUUUUACUUGGUCAAACUUAAAGACUUAUGGGAAAGGACCGGUCUCACGUGGAGGUCAGUCGGUGACCCUCGUUGGGACAAGUUUAGUGAUGUUUGGUGGCCAGGAUGCGAAGAGAUCUCUCCUGAAUGACUUGCACAUUCUUGACUUGGAAACCAUGACCUGGGAUGAAAUUGAUGCUGUGGGGAUGCCUCCUUCUCCAAGAUCUGAUCAUGCUGCUGCAGUACAUGCUGAGCGGUACCUUCUGAUAUUUGGUGGGGGUUCACAUGCUACAUGCUUCAAUGAUCUGCAUGUCCUUGACUUGCAGAGUAUGGAAUGGUCGAGGCCAACACAACAGGGUGAUAUUCCAACUCCACGAGCUGGGCAUGCUGGUGUGACAGUAGGUGAAAACUGGUUUAUUGUUGGAGGGGGUGACAACAAGAGUGGGGCCGCGGAAACUGUUGUUCUGAACAUGUCCACGCUGGUUUGGUCAGUUGUAACCACGGUCCAAGGACGUGUGCCUCUUGCUAGUGAGGGCUUGAGUUUGGUUGUGAGCUCCUAUAAUGGGGAAGACAUUCUUGUGUCUUUUGGAGGGUACAAUGGGCGAUACAACAAUGAGGUCCAUGUUCUUAAACCAAGCCACAAAUCAACCUUAAAAUCAAAGACGUUGGAGGUACCUGUGUCCGAUAGCGUUGCUGGCCUGCAUCCCAUGACAAAUGCUACUAGAGAUUUGGGGUCUGAGCUGGAAACAGAUCAAGAUGGAAAGAUAAGGGAAAUUGUCAUGGACAAUGUUGACUCAGGGCCUGCGGUAAUUGAUAAUAUCAAAAGUGAGGAAACUAGUGAACGGCUUCUGGUAGCCCUCAAAGCAGAGAAAGAAGAAUUGGAAGCAGCACUCACCAAGGAGCAGUUGCAGUCUCUCCAGCUGAAGCAAGAGCUAGCUGAAGCUGGGACACGAAAUGCAGACCUUACAAAGGAGCUCCAAUCUGUACGUGGUCUGCUUGCCGCUGAGCAGUCACGGUGUUUCAAACUUGAGGUUGAUGUUGCGGAGCUACGGCAGAAGCUACAAACCAUGGAGACACUACAAAAGGAACUGGAGCUGCUUCAACGCCAAAGAGCUGCUUCUGAAGAACAGGCAGCCCUAAGACAGAAGCAGAGCUCAGGUGGUGUAUGGGGUUGGCUUGCGGGAACGCCAUCUAACCAGAGGGAAGAUGCCUGAAAGUUCUAGUGCCCGGUUGCAUCAGCUGUAUCCCUUACACUUAUUUCCAAUGACUUGCCGUUUUUCUUUUCUUUUCUUUUUCUUUUUUAUAAUUUUAGGGGGUGGCCAUUUUAUUUUGAUUUCACCUGUGUUCUUUCUAGUGAUGGAAAUAAGAGAUCGUCUUUCCGUUGGUGGGGAAGCCAUGAAGCUUCUGGCCUGAUCAUAGUUGGUAAUAUCAGGUGCACCUAUACAAGUGUCUCAGCUGUUUUCUAGUUUAUUUUAUUUUUCUUAUAAUAUAUUUUUACCCCGGAAUUUUUUGUAUGGAGAGGAAUAUUUGUGGGAGCAAUCGAAAUUAAUUGUUGGUGGGUGUAGUGGAA
This is a messenger RNA of Magnolia sinica, 2583 nucleotides long. RefSeq names its product acyl-CoA-binding domain-containing protein 4-like. The transcript has 18 exons. The record is from RefSeq and is a predicted model, not a curated record. The coding region runs from base 197 to 2227 and encodes 676 amino acids. Gene Ontology annotation, biological process: lipid transport. Gene Ontology annotation, cellular component: cytosol. Gene Ontology annotation, molecular function: fatty-acyl-CoA binding; protein binding. NCBI's taxonomy places the organism in Eukaryota, Viridiplantae, Streptophyta, Magnoliopsida, Magnoliales, Magnoliaceae.